Messenger RNA from Centropristis striata (black sea bass), 6933 nucleotides. RefSeq names its product checkpoint suppressor 1 (gene ches1). Gene Ontology annotation, molecular function: DNA-binding transcription factor activity; cis-regulatory region sequence-specific DNA binding. Gene Ontology annotation, cellular component: nucleus. Bases 433 to 1893 code for a protein of 486 amino acids. Lineage: Eukaryota; Metazoa; Chordata; Actinopteri; Perciformes; Serranidae. The transcript has 6 exons. The record is from RefSeq and is a predicted model, not a curated record. Gene Ontology annotation, biological process: regulation of DNA-templated transcription.
ACACAAGCAUACACAAACACACACUCGCACACACUCGCCGAGCUCUUCUCCGACAGAGGAGAGAGAGCGCGAGCGCAGAGAGGGAUAAACAGAGGGAGAGAGAGACUAUAGGAACGCAGCGGCUCGUGUGUGUGUGCGUGUGUGUGUGUGAAGGUACGCUCGCUCGGUGGUAGAAACGACUGGCGGGGCGGAUAUGGAGGGGCUCGGGAAAAACGCUGGGAACUGACCGAGCACCGAGACGAAGAGAGGGAAAGGAGAGGAGAAAAGAGGAGAAGAGAAGAGAGAGGAAGGACGGACAGCACGGAAGGAAAGAAGGAAGGAAGGAAAGGAGGAGAGGAGGAGGAGAGAGAAGUCUGACAGAGGAGAGGAAGACUGUGAAGAAGGGGCUCGUCUGGAACACAGAAAGAUCCUAAGGAGUGAGCCCUGGGCUGGAUGGGACCCACCAUGCCCCCCAGUAAGAAGGCCCAGAGCCCCAGUAGUGGAGCCAGUGCUUCUCAGGGCAUGAGCCCGCCGUACCGGCAGGGGGACGCCGCCACAGCAGCAUCCGAGGCCGAGGCGGCCGACCUCUCCCUGUCCCUGUCCGCCUCCUUCUCCAAGGCCGAGGACGAGGAGCUCACCAGCCUCUCCUGGCUCCACGAGAGCACCGACCUCCUCAACAGUUUCAGCCACUCGGGGCUGCGUAGCGUCUCCCCCCUGCAGGACCCCGACGGUCAGCACCCCCGCUCGCCAUCCUCCUCGUCUCCCUCCCCGGACGACCCCCUGCUCGGGGAUGCGCAUUCAGCGUACGACUUGGCAGCAGGGGCCAACAGAAAACCGCCGUACUCCUUCAGCUGCCUGAUCUUCAUGGCCAUCGAGGAUGCGCCAAACAAGCGGCUGCCAGUGAAGGAUAUCUACGGCUGGAUCCUGGAGCACUUCCCUUACUUUGCAAGUGCCCCCACUGGCUGGAAGAACUCAGUGCGCCACAAUCUGUCGCUCAACAAGUGCUUCAAGAAGGUGGAUAAAGACCGGAGCCAGAGCAUAGGCAAAGGCUCCCUGUGGUCCAUAGAUCCGGAGUAUAGGCACAACUUGAUCCAGGCGCUGAAGAAGACGCCGUAUCAUCCCUACUCGCCUGGGCUGGCCACCCCCUCCACUUCCCCACCCACCCUGCCUCAGACAUUUCACCACAGUCCUCCAUUGUGGUCGGGGAGUCCCCUCUUCAGAAAGAACGGAGGAGUUCUCCUACAAGUUCCUCGUGGUGUGAUCCAAAAUGGCGCCCGUGUUAGGAGCCAGGCACUCUUCCCUGUGAUAAGACCCCUACCUGUAAGCCCUGUGGGGAGCAGAACCUCGGCCAUAAGAUCAUCCCUGGGAGAUUAUCUAAGCCGAGGACAGGACAGCCCAUCCCGCUACUCUCCCCCGCUCUGCAGCGAGGACCUCCAAGACGACCACACUUACAGCACCGCCAAAUCCCCCAGCAGGCUUUGCUCCUCCCAGGCCGGAACCCCUUCCUCCCCGCUGGACGACGACGACGACAUCAUCGCCGUGGAGAUCCAAUCAGACGUCAAACCCGAGCCUCGGGAGAUCCCGCUGGAUUCUCACAUCACCACUGCCGCCGCUACCUACAUUUCCCAGCAGCCCCUGCGCGGACAGAGACGUAGCUCGGGGCCGGGAGCUGGGACUCUGGCAGGGAGCAGUUUGCCCUGGACCAAAAACCGAGCGAGGGGCAUUAGCGACACGCUGCCGCUGAAGAAGCGGCGCGCGGCGGCGGUGGAGAAGCCGCCGGAGAGCGACGACGAGGAGAUGAAGGAGGCGGCGGGGUCGCUGCUCCACCUGGCGGGGGUCAGAGCCUGCCUCAACAACAUCACAAACCGCACCGCCAAGGGCCAGAAGGAGCAGAAAGAGGCCCUUAGAAACUAACACACACAUAUUACAUAGUCAUGCAAACACACAGAUGUAUACCGUGGGGUCACUUUAGUGUCUUUAUCAUGCAGUCAAACAGAAAAGAGAGAAAAACUAUCACCACUGCAGUCAAAAAUGUUUUGUUGCAAGUAAAAUACAUUUGUGAUAAAAAAAAGUAUUAAUGUGGAUAUAUAAUAAUUUGCAUAUCCAAACGUGUCGACUGGGGUGACAGCUUGGCAACAUCGCUCCGGCUCCGUCUUCUCCAUCGACUCCAAAACAGCGGAUGUUGCCGAGCCGUCACUCUGAUCAGUAGAAAAGUGAUUCAUCUUUCAGCUCAGCAGCAAGCACAAGUUUUGGAUUUGCAAAUUAAGAUUUGGAUUCAAAAGCAUCAUUUUGGGAUUUGCAAACAAAACUUUUGGGUUUAAAAAAAAUCUUUGGAUUUGCAAACUAAACUUUUUGAUUAAAAUGCAACAUUUUUGAAUUUGCAAAAAAUUUGGGGGGAUUUGAAAACAAAACUGUUGCAUUCAAAUGCAAAAUUUGGGGAUUUGCAAACAGAACUUUUGUAUUUGCAAACAAAACACUUGGUCCAAAACUUUUUGAUCUGCAAUGAUACACUUUUAAUCACAAAUGUAUUUUACUUGCAAUAAAACAUUUCUGGUUGCGGUGUCGAUAGUUUUGCUCUCAAAUCUAUUUUUUAUUGCAGUGUGGAAAGUUUUACUCUUAAACCUCUUCUGUUGAUUUCAUAAUAAAGACGCUUAAGUUACUCUACAGUAUACAGCUCAAAACACGCACACACACAUUAACACACAUACAAUACACAAAUAGGUCAACAGGUAACGUUACUACAGCAUUAGUCUCAACGGACACUUCUCAUCUCCCUCUAUCUAUCUGCAGGGCAUUAGGUGAAUCCUACUUAUUUGUGGCAAUAUCAAAAAUCUAUGUUUUCCUACAUGUUCAGCAACACUAACAUCAAUGGGUAUUUCUCAUGUGUCUUUGUUGUUUUUGUUGUUUAAAAAGGGGAUGAAAGCCAUAAAAAAAGCAUGUUUUGUCACUAAUUUGGACAAGUUGAACAAAACUGAAUCACAUUGAGGAGCAUAAACACAGAAGAUGGCUGUUUGUCUUACCUGUUUGUUUCUAUGUGAAUCUGUAGCAAUCUUGCAGUGAUGCCAGCAAAAGACGGCAGAGCCUAUUUAACAAGACUUAGCGCUCUCUGGGCCUCCGCUCGCUCGCAUCACUCUCCUACAUCCACGAGCACAAAUGUGAGACUGUGCCAAAGAUAAGCGACCAGGUUGCUUCAUGUAGCCGAUAACGACAGCUGACAAAAAAAAAAAGAAGAAGAGAAGGCAUAGUAGUAAAGAAGAGCUAGGGAGUCAAAAUAAUUGUAAAACCCAAUGUGAUAUAUAUUCAUGCACUUAAGAUUAUUUAACACCACUUAUAAUAAAAGCAUCAUGGGUAAAGACAUGGUUUAUUUCAAGAGCACUCAUAGUAUUUAAGAAUAGAUAUUUUAAAAUAAAAAAAAAGUCAUGUUUAUCACCAUAGAGAUGGAUAGUGUGCCGGGUCUGAGGCAAUAUCUCCUUCAUUUUGUUGUUGUUGUUGCAUAAUGUAAACGUCCCUUAACCUCCCCCCAGUACUUCUGUCCAUAGACGUAGACACCUGGUAUAGAUAUCGUAGCUACCAGCAGCUACCACACCUUCCUAUUCAUUUGACAAUGUCAAAGAACUAUAUACAUGAACUGUGGGUUUCUGUUUGUGUCUGUUUACCCUCACUCUACCCUCAUAAAGAUAUAAGCAAUUUGUCCCGUGUGGACAACUCUGUAAAAAGGUUAGAAAAUAUUUUAUUUUUUUCCUUUCUUAAUUGAAGCAAUUUGACCUGCAGGACUUUCUCAGUUAUAUUGCAUGGGUGCUUGUAAAUAAGAUAAAAAGCAAAUCUUUUUUAUUCAAAGAUCAUGUAAGAUAAACAAUGUAUUUAGCAUGAAGCAUGACUUAUUUUCAUAUAAACCUUGAUCCUAGAGGAAAGAAAAAAAGUUUUGCCGCCAAUUCUUAUACCCGUGAUUAUAUUGGAUUUUUUUUUUUUUCGUUGAAUUUUUUUUGUUUUCGUUGAUUUUUUUCUUUUUUUUUUUUUUUUUUCUUCUGAGCGGGCUUUCAAAGACACGUCUUCAGGGAGGAGCGUGGGAGAUCACUCUGCAAAUAGAGGCCCCGAGGGUGCCACCUCUCUGGGCUUCGGGUUCAGGCUAUGUAGGCCAGCUGAAUCACCUCGUAGGGGUGGGCUUCCGUCUUCUUCUGCCUGUACAGUGAUUUUUAGGUGUUCAGUGUUAACCCCAGUGUUAUUUCAGAACACAUCUGUAGAGUGUGUGAGUUUGUGUGCCCAGGAACACACACCCCUUUAACAUUGUGCCUGCCUGCCUGCCUGCCCUCAGUACCUCUGUUGUCAUGUCUCUGACAUGUUUUGACAGAACGUUCCUUGUCUUUAUUUAUAACAGUAUUGUUUAUUUUCUCUCCUGUGUGUAUAUGUACAUGUGUCCUUAUUUUCCAUCGGCAUUGUUCAGUGUAAAUGUACGGAUCAGACGGGAAACUUUGUAGGUCUUCUGAAAGAACCUCAUAUCUCCAAACAGGCUACUAGGAGUUGGAUUGAAAAGAAAGAAAGAGAGGAAUGUAGGAGAUGGCAUUCAGAAAAAGUUUUUCUUUAUUUACUUACAGUAUUUUUAACAUUUGAUAAAUGGAAUUACUUGCUGUUGUGGAUGUCAAGCUUGCAUACCUAUUAGUGCUGUCAAAACAAAAAAGGAAAUUUGCGAUUAAUUCAACAUUUUUAACACAAAAUUAAUGUUCCAUCACAAUACGAUAUAAUAUAAAUUAUUUGGGAAACAAUACCAUAUGUGCUGAUAUCACAAAGUCUACCACAAUACAACUUCCAGACAUUAUCACAUGAUUUAAUCGGCAUUAUCAGUGGUUAUCCAACCAUCCUGGGUUACAAGGGGCUUACUCCACCUGCUAGCAGGUUGAGAUGGUCAUUGUCAGCCCAGAAAAUGGGCUGCUAUACUAAGGUUAUUGUUAUCCACUAACCUCUAGUGGCCGUAGUAAUUAAUAGCAAAGAAGGACAUGACAUUGUAUAUGGAUGUUGCCUUUCAUCUCUGGGACACAAGUUCAUAAAGACAUAAAGUUUUAAACAAAAGAUAACUUUGUAAGUGAUUUUUAUAUCCUGUACGUGUCCCGACAUGUGUAACACAGGGUUACAUAGUUUUUAUUUUCUAAAAUUAUAUAGUAAUUUUAGUGCCUAAACCUAACGAAAGUGGAAGUGAAAUGUAACCAAACAGCAACCGGCCUAUGAAUAAGCUGAUAACGACCUUCUGCACCUACUAGACGGUGGAGUAGUCGCCUUCUAACCCAUAUGAAUGAAUCUGGUAAGGACUGAUAACAGCCACAUUAAAUCAAAUGAUAACAUUAGAAACGGGUGUUUCGAUUCGAUUAAAUAUCGAAUGAUAUAUUGUGGUUAUAUAACAUAAUUAUUUACAUUUAUAUCUAUAACUAGAAUAGGAUUUCACAAUUUCCAGACAGUUUAAUGAAUGUUAGGUUACAUUUUGGCACGGAAACAAUGGUACGACCGUUUUCACCUCUGACCUCAAGAUACCUGAAUGAAAAUGGGUGUGUGCCCAUGAGUCUCCCCUUUACAGACAACUAGUCUUAAGAUAAAGAAAAAAAAAAGAUUAAGUGUAAAUAAUUACAGCAAAUUGUGUGAUGAAUUAGUUCAUUUUUUUUAAUCGAUCCGAUUGACAGCCCUAAUAGGUAUUUAUCUCCAGAGCCCAAUCCAGAGUCAGAAGGUUUGUUUUAAUAUACUCUGACAGUGUAUUUUUAUCGCACUUAAUGAAAACACUGACUUGAUUGAAAUCCGCAGGAGCAGUAGUGAGCUUUUUGCAUCAGAAUCGAUAUAAAUACUGCACUGCCAUUAUUCGGCAUGCUUUUGCUGGAACAGGAAUGCGUAAAAGUAUUAAUCGCCCCCUUUCACUUUGCAGAGAUGCAAUGCAUAUAAAAAGCAGCUUUGUAGGAGAAAAACAUAGGCUGGUUGUAGCAGUCAGACAAGGUUUUUGUUUAAGCUCAAUGGAGUGAUUGUCAGCGAGCCAAGCAGGCAAACAAAUGCAUGUCCCAUCCACUGGUACAGUCUUUUGCCACCUGUAGCAUGCAUCACCGGCUUUGCAUUUUGUAUGGUAUCCAUGCCGACAUAUAAAAAAGGCUAAAAGGAGACACUGUCUUGUUGUGUGCCAUCCGUCUGUCGUCUGAUAUCUGUCUGAGUGCUCCGCGGCCCAGGUCAAGCACUCUGCUGUAUGUGCAGCAACAAUCCACUGCUGUGGUGACUAAUAACGUGUUCAGCUGGCAAAGAGGCAUGUCGAGGGGAGAAUGCGUUGCUUUAGCAACCACCUUUUUUCCUCUGACUCACUCGGUGACAUGCAGGAAAGAUGAACUCCUGACCUAUGAGUCCUGGAAAAAAACAGAGCAACACAUAAAAUAUACCUUGGACAUUUUUAAAGCAAAGGAAAUAUACUUUCACUGCCUGAAAAGCCCCCUAAAACAAGUGUUUGUUUCAAACCUGCCAAACAUAAAAUGAAACGCUCUAAAAAAAAAAAUACAGUUGCCAUUUUUUAUUUGUUGAUAUUUUUAUGUGCAUUUUCAUUUUCUGUUUUUGUUUUCUCUCUGACAAAAUUAUCUACAAUACUGCCAUUAUUUUUUGGUGACUGUCUGAGCUGAAUAUUGGAAAGCCAUAGGUUAGAGAUGUCAAAAUGCAAAACUGUUAUUGAUCUGUGAGAUGUGAUGCAGAGUGCACCCGGGUGUUGGUUUUUUUUUUCAGUAAAUGUUCAAUUCUCUCCUUAUUGUGCAAUCAUAUUGCCAAAGAAUGAUUUCAAGACCUAUUUCAUCACUACAUGUAAAUAUCAACGUUGUCCAAUACCGUGGCAAAAAAUAUAUAAAUGUUGUUUUAUUUUGUUUUCCAUUUUCUGAAAAACUGCAAUGAUGUUUAUGUGAUGUAUUGUCUUCCAGUUGGUUGCAAUAAUAAAAAAUACAAGUUGCAGAA